Messenger RNA from Staurois parvus, 288 nucleotides. NCBI's taxonomy places the organism in Eukaryota, Metazoa, Chordata, Amphibia, Anura, Ranidae. The record is from the annotation of a GenBank genome assembly.
AUGAGUAAUUUGGAGACCUCGAUGGUUCUGAUCAUGGAUGUCUUUGACCAAUAUGCCUGUGCAGAAGGCAAAAAGGACACUUUAACCAAGGAGGAGUUUAGAAAACUGAUGGAAAAAGAGUUGCCUGGGAUCCUUCAGAGUGGAAAAGGAAAAGAUGAUUGUGAUAAGCUUCUAAAGGAUUUGGAUGCAAAUGGCGACAGUGAAAUUGAUUUUAAAGAAUUUGUCACCCUUGUUGCUACAUUCACCUUCGUGGCGCAUGAGAGAUUUCAGAAAGUCGCCAAGAAAUAA